AUGCACGCUAUCCGCGCCACUCAACGUACGAACCGAACGUCCACAUCGUGUGCGACCGCGUCGUGCGCGUCCAAGCGCCACGCGCGCGCCCAGCGCGUCGCGCGCCCGUCCCAACGGCGCGUCACCGUCGCGUUAUCCACUCCCGCGCGCGUGUCGACGCGCUGCGCCGCCGUGGACGUCGCGCAGGUGGCGAUCGCGGGUAUCGACACCUCGGGAUUCGAUCAAAUGUUCAUCAACGGCCUGAAGGUGGGGAUUCCGCUCUACGGCGCCGUGGUGGGGGCGGUGUUCAUCUUCGGGACGAUCGCCAAGGUGGCGUUUCCUGAAAAGUACGACGCGGCGCUGUACGGCGCCGAGGCGAAGAAGGAGGUGGAGAAGAUUGAUUUGGAUAAUUUGAGCGAAGAAGACGCGAAGGCGGUGGCCGAGUUAGAGGCGGAGCUGCGAAAGGAAGGGAAGUUGUGA
Messenger RNA from Ostreococcus lucimarinus CCE9901, 459 nucleotides. RefSeq lists its product with no specific name. Bases 1 to 459 code for a protein of 152 amino acids. The transcript has a single exon. NCBI's taxonomy places the organism in Eukaryota, Viridiplantae, Chlorophyta, Mamiellophyceae, Mamiellales, Bathycoccaceae. The record is from RefSeq and is a predicted model, not a curated record.